This is a messenger RNA of Fulvia fulva, 2175 nucleotides long. Its product is annotated as TBC1 domain family member 5. Gene Ontology annotation, molecular function: GTPase activator activity. NCBI's taxonomy places the organism in Eukaryota, Fungi, Ascomycota, Dothideomycetes, Mycosphaerellales, Mycosphaerellaceae. The transcript has 3 exons. The record is from RefSeq and is a predicted model, not a curated record. Gene Ontology annotation, biological process: activation of GTPase activity. The coding region runs from base 1 to 2175 and encodes 724 amino acids.
AUGCGUAGCCUCGAGGAGGCCAGAGCAUGCUGGCCUGAGCUACAACGCCACGCGUCGCUGCGUGAUCUCAAGGACGCUGUCCGCCUGGACGGACGCUCCUCAAUCGCAACCAACGGACUUCGGUCCGCCUGUUGGAAGGCUUUUCUGCUCUUCGAUAGUGUCGACGUGGCGGAGUGGCAGAAGACUCUUGCAGCCUCGCGCUCGGCGUACAACUCACUCAAGUCGCACUUCUUCCGGUACAUCGACAACCCUGACGACGUUGGCACCGGCUUCGAUCCGCUGAGUCAGGAGACAGAGACUUCUCCCUGGUCUCGUGUCCAUAAAGAUGAGGAACUUCGGGCUGAGAUCCUGCAAGAUGUUGAACGUUGUAUGCCAGAAUCGGCUUAUUUCCGCCAACUUGAGACGCAAAGAACGCUUACAGACAUACUAUUCGUGUUUUGUAAGCUCAACCCAGAUGUCAGCUAUCGGCAAGGAAUGCACGAGCUCGCCGCUCCAAUACUGUGGGUAGUUGAAAACGACGCAGUCGACAUCGGAGAAGGCAGCAAGACCCUGGGCCAAGACAGCACGAUCAAAGCUCUAUUCGAUGCUGACCACAUAGAACAUGACACGUUUGCGCUCUUUGGUCAAGUCAUGCAAAGUGCAAAGACAUUCUACCUAUCUGAAGGCCCGGUAUCAAUCGCAUCAAGGAGUCGCCACAUCUUCAGCGAACUGCUGCCACAGGUUGAUCCUGACUUGGUCAAGCAUCUGGAAGGUCUCGACAUAGUACCUCAGGUCUUUCUCAUCAGAUGGAUCCGCCUUUUAUUCGGCCGAGAGUUCGAGUUUGAGGACGUUCUCAGCCUGUGGGAUAUCAUAUUUGCCGAGGACAACACCCUGGAGAUGGUCGAUUACGUGUGCCUGGCCAUGCUUCUACGAAUACGCUGGCACUUACUAGACGCUGACUACAACAACGCUUUGGGACUUCUGCUCAAGUAUCCCGAGCAAGACAAAGAGUUCCCAGCCCAGACAUUGGGAUUGGACGCUCUGUACCUGGAGUCUCAUUUGUCGAAAGACGGUGGCAGUUACCUCGUGUUGAAGUAUACCGGUCGGCCUUUGGCCUCUGGACGACCCAGCACGCCACCCGCCCUCCAGAGGAACAUCACCGCUUUCAGUGGCGUGAAUGCCAUCAGGAGUGCAGGCCACCGUCCGGCAUUAUCUCCUUCUCGUGCUGUGGGUCAAUCGAGGAACAUCGAGGCUAUUCUACAGUCCACAGCCAAAAACAUCUACGCUCGUGGGGGAAAGCUUGGCAUUGGCAAGGCGGUUCGUAGUGCCGUCGACGAGGUUCAUAAGAAGGCCCAGGAGAUGCGGGAAGCGCAGACCCCAUCGCCACCCCCAUGGCGGCGGCCCAACACCAGUGACCCAGCCGUAAGCAGAGUCCUUAAUAUUGAGCUUCGGAACAAGAAGCUUUCGGGGCUGCUUGCGGGUGCCGUUGGUGAGUUGUGGGAAUACCAAAGGUUAGUGACGGAAAAUGGGAAGGGCAGCGAGAAAGCCCUCCGAGACGAGACAGUUGAGAAACUCAGCACAGCGAUUGCCAAAGUGCAGUUUGUGCAAGUUUACCUCGAUCAACCGACCUUAGCACUUCCCGAGGACGAUGUUCCGGAUACAACUACAGACCACGAGGUUUUAGCCGAUCGAGGGAAGCAGAGUCACACGGUGGAGCUAGAAGAUGAUGGGCGUACAAUCGUUCUUCCGGUGACGACUUCAAGCAGUGAUCCGGCCGCUGUUGCUGACGAUACGAAAGCUUCAGCAUUGGCAGAUCCUUCCACGUUCGAAGGCUUCUCGGAGUCAACAGACAAGCCUGACUCCUCAAAGUAUCGUCAUCAAGAUAGGACCCAACAAACACUUGGCCAUUCAGACCGCGUUCCGUUGGACGCAGACAAUACAUUGGGCAGCCCGGUACAGCUCAAGCCUCGACCGCGGCUAGAUCAGAGCUCAUUCUCUUUCAUGCUCGGCCAAGAGAAAGAUUCGGAAACACCCGCCAGAGCCGCGCACAACCGCAACAUAUCUGGCGGGUCUCUUUUCGGCGAGAACGAGCGAUCAACAAAGCUGAGUACAAACAGUAAAGAAACCGGGCCUGCUUCUGACAACGAAGACUUCGACCUAGGGAGCCUCAGAAGGGCGAGAGGUGCAAAGAAAUGA